This is a messenger RNA of Bubalus bubalis (water buffalo), 3545 nucleotides long. Its product is annotated as zinc finger protein 665-like. The record is from RefSeq and is a predicted model, not a curated record. The transcript is spliced from 6 exons. NCBI's taxonomy places the organism in Eukaryota, Metazoa, Chordata, Mammalia, Artiodactyla, Bovidae. Gene Ontology annotation, molecular function: RNA polymerase II cis-regulatory region sequence-specific DNA binding; DNA-binding transcription factor activity, RNA polymerase II-specific. The coding region runs from base 677 to 1738 and encodes 353 amino acids. Gene Ontology annotation, biological process: regulation of transcription by RNA polymerase II.
UUGAGUAUAGGGACCCUUGUUGGCAUAGUAAUGCCAUUUCUUUUUAACACUUUCUGGUUUUAUCAUAACUUUCCUUGCAAGGAGCAGGCCUGUUUUAAUAUUCUGGCUGCAGUCAGCUUCAGAGGUGAUUACAGUAAUGAAUUGUUUCUCCGCGCCGCGCCCGCACCGCUCUACCCACUGCGCCCGGAGGCCCGUCCCAGAACGCCUCGAAGCCCCUCCUCACACUCCCGAUGUCCCCACGCGUGUUCGGCUUAGCUCAACGCCCCGCCCUCCGACGACCCGGCUCCGCUGAGUCCCCGCCCCCAGGCCGCUCCGCCCUUUCACUGCGCGUGAGCGCAGAUUCGUGCAAACCCGGAAGCGGUGCGCGGCAAGUGGAGGUCUCUCAGCUCAGCGCUUUCUCUUCAUAGUGACGUUGCCUUGACCGGUGUCGGGGGAGGUGACCUGCGCCAGCCACGUGGCACCCGAGGAUGUGUGCAACAUCUCUUACAACAUCUCACAGACUAUGAAUGUGUGUUUGGCUGAAGAAUUCUCAGGGGAGAUGGAGGUUACAGGACCUUUGAAGACUUGUGUUGCCUGAGAAAGAAGCCGAGAAGAUGAAAGAAAAUGUGUAAAGAAUUGCUGUUUCUCAGUUAACCUUCAAGGAUGUGUUCAUAGAUUUCACUCCUGAGGAGUGGGAAUGUCUGGACCCUGCCCAGAGGACCUUGUACAAGGAUGUGAUGGUGGAGACCCUCAGGAUCCUGCUGUGGAUAUGUCUCAUACACAUAUAAGCCAGAAAUCACCAACAAAAGCAAACAGUGAUAAAGCAGAAGUAUUUCACACAGUGAUGUUGGGAAGACCUGAAAGCCAUGAAAUCACAGAUAUUUUCCUCAGAGAGAUCCAGAAAAAUUUGCAUGAAUUUGAUUGUCAGGGGAGAGAUGAUGAAAGAAAUUACAAAGGAAUGUCUAUAACCCAGAUCAAAAAUCUCACUAAUGAAAGUGAUCAGCACAGUAGAAUUGCAGCGGGAAAUAGGCCUGUUGAAAAUAGGCAUGGAUCAAGGUUUCAAGAUGAACUGCAGAUACUUCAACCUGAAGGGAAAACAUUUGAAUGUAUUCAAGUUGUGAGGAGUAUCAACAGUAGCACCUCAGAGUUACCACUUCAGAGAACUAGUUUCUGCACCAGCAUUUCUAAUAUAUGUGAGAGUGCUAUUAUGCACCCUUCAGUACUGGCACAAGACCAGGAAGCACACACAGGAAGACCUUACAAAUGUACUGAGUGUGCCAUGACCUUUGUUCAGGACUCAGAACUCACUGGACAUCAAAGGGUCCAUAGAGAGAAACCAUAUAAAUGUGAUGAGUGCAGAAAAGCUUUUAGUGCACAUUCAGACUUAAGUAAACAUCAAGCACUUCAUACAGGAGAGAAACCAUAUACAUGUAAUUUAUGUGGUAACGCCUUCAGUCUUAAGUCUUACUUUACACUCCAUUGGAGAAUUAAUACUGGAGAGAAACCAUAUCAGUGUGAUGUAUGUGGCCAGUGUUUUAGUCGAAAUUCAUAUCUUAGGAAUCAUCGGAGAAUUCCUACUGGAGAGAAACCUUAUAAAUGUAAUGAGUGUGGCAAAGCGUUCAGUCAUAGUUCAGGCCUUAUAACUCAUCAGAGAAUUCAUACUUUAGAGAAACCAUAUAAAUGUGAUGAGUGUGGCAAAACUUUUAGUGCACAUCCAGACUUAACAUCAAGCAGUUCACACAGGAGAGAAUCCAUAUAAAUGUAAUUUAUGUGGCAAAGCCUUCAGGUACAGGGCUUCCUUUGCAGUUCAUCACAGAACUCAUACUGGAGAGAAACCAUACAAAUGUGAAGAGUGUGGCAAAGCUUAUAGUGCACGUUCAGCCUUUAUUUACCAUCAAGCAAUACAUACAGGAGAGAAACCAUAUAAAUGUAAUUUGUGUGGCACAGCCUUCAGGUACAGGACCAACUUUUCAGUUCAUCAAAUAAUUCAUAAUGGAGAGUAACCUUACAAAUGUCCUGAGUGUGGCAAAGUCUUGAGUCAGAGUUUAGUCCUUACAGUCAAUCAGAGAGUUCAUACAAAAGAGAAACCGUGUAAAUAUGAUACGUGUGCCUUACUUAAAUUGCACACCUUGGAAUUAAUUGGAGAAUUCAUACUGGAGAAGAAUCUCACAAAUGUAAUGAGUGGCAAAGCCUUUAGUGCAUGUUCAGCCUUAACUGACCAUUAGGCAGUUCAUACAGGAGAAAAACCAUAGACAUGCAAUUUAUGUGCAAAGCUUUCUGUCACAGGAAUCACUUUUCAGAUCUUCUGAGAAUUCAUACUACAGUGAAAACUUACAAAUGUAACGAAUGCAGUAAAGCAUAUCAUCUGUUUGACCCUCAGAAAAGUCACACUGGAGGAAAACCACACAAACGUGUUGUAUGUGGAAAAGCUUUGAUUCUAUGUUCAGACUUAAGUAACCAUCAAUUAAUUAAUUCUGAAUUGAGAUUUUACCCACAUCGUGAGUGUGGCAGGUGUUUUGGAAGGCAUUCAUUUCUUACAAAGCAAGAGAAAAUUCAUGCUGGAGAGAAGCCAUACAUUUAGAGUGCAGUCAAUCUUAAGUGACCAUAAGGUAACUCUUAUGGAGGGAACCAUAUAAAUGUAAAGUGUGGCCGGGUCCUUAAGUAACAGGUCUCAUCAUUCACAUCAUCAGAGAAUUCAUAAUGCAGAGACACCUUACAAAUGUAAGGUGGGGAACAUACUGGAGCAGUAGUUUACAAAUGCAAUGGGGGUGGAAAAAGUUUCACCUUGAGUUGGAUGCAUUUGACAACAAGAGUCCACAUUGAAGAGGAGUCAUGGAAAUGUGUGGGCAAGGGCCUUCUCCAGGCUCUGCGUGCACUAGACCUCAAAUUACACGUCUUUCAGAGAAACUACACAGAUAUAAUGUGCACGGUAAAACUUUAACCCGAAGUUCAAAUCUGUGAAACAUGAAAGGAUUUAUAUUGGAGAGCAAGCUUGUACAGGUAAUGAGUGUUGUAUAGUUUUUUUCACCAGAUAUUCACACUUUGGGCAUAAUGAGGUAAUUUAUGCAGAUCAGAAACUGAACAGAUAUACUGAAUAUGAAAACACUUCUAAGAAGGCCAAUAUGUCUUCAAGAGUCACCCAGAAAUUCAUUUGGGGAGAAUCUUUAUAGAUGUAAUGAAUUUGCCAAGUUUUUAGACCAGUUCUUGCAGCAGGCCACAUAUCAGACAAUUCAUAUUAGGAAUAAAUAAAUCUUUAGUUCUCCAACAUUAACCUCCAAUACUAUUGCAGAAUAAUUACAUACAUACAAAUACUAUUGCAGAAUAAUUACAUUAAAUAUGUUGAAACUUAUGACAUGAGGUGUAUGUUGAAACUGAAGGACGUGUAGGAAUAUAGCCCAGUAUCUUCAGUGUGUAAAGUAUUUAAUUAGUGGAGUUUUCUUGAGAAGGCCAUAUUACUAUUGAGAGGGUAACAGGCAGGAAGGCCAGGGGUCUCCAAACGGAAGAAAUAGGCUGCAAGUGUCAGACAUUUUUAUCUCUUUUAAGCAGCAGGAGGAAAUAAACAAGCG